CAAAUGUUGCCGGAAAAAUAAGUCCAUACAGGCAAAAACAUUAAACUUCUUAUCGGAUUUUAACUUAAACUGCUGUUAUUCUUCAGUGGUAAAUAAAUAUACACCUCUAACAUCAAUGUUGCUACGAAACGUAUUGAAAUGUGGGGUUAAGAGGAAAGUGUGUAACCCGGCUACGAUUAUUGAUCAAACGGAACAAUAUCCUUGUUACACCACAGGAGAGAUUUGUGUGCACUUCAUUGCUAAUGUUGUUUCUAUUUAAAAACUGUUUGAUUUACAAUUAAUUCUAGUAUUUGGAAUUCGUUUACAUAAUUUUAAAUAACUCUACGUGGCUUUUUGACAACUGUCUUAUAAUAUGGAUGACGAUGUCUCUCAGUUAAAUACAAACUUUAAAAAACCUAGGAAAAUUAUUAAAGUUAAACCUUCAAAAUACGAGUUUGUAGAAGCACUUCACAGAAAUAAAAUUUAUUGGAACAGUGUGUUUCGUGAAAUAGAUUCGUCCCAUAAAAUGGCAUUAGAUGAAAGCGUGCAAUUAGCGAAUAUACUGCCGACAGAUAUUUAUAGAAAAGUAUGCGAAACUUUAGAUAUACCGAUUGCGAGUUCGUGCCAUGAAGCUGAUGAAAGUAUUAAAGUGCCUCUAACGCGCCGUAUGACUAAAGAACCGAUGCUCUCUUAUCGGAAGUGUAUAUUAAUAGAUAGAGACAUGGAUUCCGAUACGGAUGUUGAAAUAUGUUCAAGUGACGAAGAAGGCGUCAAAUUGAAUAUUCAUCAAGAAUUGCUGAGCAAACCAGAACGGGAACAAAUAACUUGGGCCACACACUAUCUACAGCCUGAAAGAGAAGAUGAGAAAACGCUUGUUAAAAAGGCUGAUGAUUUGACAGAUCGAAUUGCAAAAGACUUUUGUGAUUACAUGAAGGAGUUGGGAGGAGACCAGCAAUCACAAUUAUUUACACCAGAAGCCAUAAAGGAAUUAUUUCGGAUUGAAUUUGAUAAUCACGCCGCUCGUGGCCUUCGAGUAAUAUCCAAAGAAUUGCCUUCGAUUCAAGAAAAAGUAGCAAUCAACACAGGAAAUCCAGAGAAAUCAUGCUACAGAGCACUGGAGCGCGAAAUAUCGAAAGACAUCAAGGCGGAACACCUCCCAAAACGCACUACAGCGUUUGGCCAAAGUCUCUUACUGAGGGAACAAUUUUACCCACCGCGAAACAACACGAAAAAUAUGUGGAGAUCGGCUCGCCACGUGCCCAAAGAACUAGUCACACUCAAAACCGUGUGGGAAGGCAUUACCAACUUAAGGAUAUAA
Messenger RNA from Manduca sexta (tobacco hornworm), 1297 nucleotides. RefSeq lists its product as uncharacterized. NCBI's taxonomy places the organism in Eukaryota, Metazoa, Arthropoda, Insecta, Lepidoptera, Sphingidae. The coding region runs from base 353 to 1297 and encodes 314 amino acids. The transcript is spliced from 8 exons. The record is from RefSeq and is a predicted model, not a curated record.